Messenger RNA from Scatophagus argus, 886 nucleotides. It is a transcript of the gene glrx, whose product is annotated as glutaredoxin (thioltransferase). The transcript has 3 exons. NCBI's taxonomy places the organism in Eukaryota, Metazoa, Chordata, Actinopteri, Scatophagidae. The record is from RefSeq and is a predicted model, not a curated record. Bases 72 to 392 code for a protein of 106 amino acids.
AGAAGCGAUCACCUUUGGUUUCAGUCCCGCCUUAUCUGUGUGGUCUUCCGCUGACCGACAGACAGAAAAAAAUGGCGCAGCAGUUCGUGAAGACCAAAAUCCAAGGGGACAAAGUGGUCCUGUUCGUGAAGCCGACCUGCUCGUACUGCAUUAUGGCCAAAGACGUUUUGUCCAAGUACAAGUUCAAGCCGGGACAUCUGGAGUAUGUUGACAUCAGUGACCGCAGCGACAUGGGCAGCGUGCAGGACUAUUUCCUGGAGCUGACCGGAGCCCGCACGGUCCCGCGGGUGUUCAUCGGGGAGGAGUGUGUCGGAGGCGGCAGCGAUGUGAUGGAGCUGCAUCAGAGUGGUCAGCUGAAGAGCAUGCUGCAGUCUAUUGGAGCUCUGGAGUGAUCCCCCUCCACACAAGGUUUUUGGCAUCCAGGUGGGGAUCACAUGACGAUGCAGCGGGACUUGCGUAGCUUGCGUCGCCGCUGCUGGUACUCACUGAGCUCCUGCAGGUAGCCUCUGGAUGGCCAGCGUAGCCUCUCCACCUGCUCCCGCUCCUCAUCUGGAACAUUCACAAACACACACACACACAUCAUAACUGUAAUCUACUGAAGACAUAACUGUGGGAAUAAAAAACAAACCAUUGCUACAAGAUUUACUGUGCUUGGCACAUACAGACACAUUCAGUAGUUACUCCUUGGAUUGUUGCCAUGAAUGCUGCCAACAAGACUGAAAUAUCUAAUAAGAUUUUGUUUACAUCGACGAGCAACAGAAGAACGGCCGUGAUAGGUCAUGUGCUGUCUGUUUAUCCCUUGUGCCCUUUAAUACCCGUCCAGUGACUUUAAAUGAUUUUUGUGUGUAUGGCUAAUGAUGACAAUAAAAUGCGCUACAGCUACUAA